AUGUCUCUAUCUUCAUCAGAUAUAGAUCUUAUAACAUCAUUGCAAUUUGCACAAAAACAACUAUAUAAAUUUCUUGGCCCAAUAUUAAUUAGUUUUGGUACUAUAAGCUGUAUAUUAAGUUUACUUAUUUUUACUAAAAAAAAUCUACGAAAAAAUCCAUGUGCAAUUUAUAUGAUAGUAUUUCAUAGUUCUAGUUGUGCAUAUAUAUGUACAUCAUUAGUAUCUGUAACACUAUCAAGUGGUUAUAAUAUAAAUCCUACUUCAUACAAUUUGAUUUAUUGUCGUUUUAUUAUAUAUAUGACUAUGGUAUGUGAUAUUUUAUCACCAUGUUGUUUAAUAUUAGCUUCUAUUGAUCGAAUAUUAGUUACUUCAUCAAAUGCUAGAACAAGACAACGAAGUUCUUUACAUCUUGCUUAUAUAUGUUCUAUUAGUGUAGUAGUAUUUUGGAUAUUAUUGCACACUCAUGCAUUCGUUUAUGUCAAUAUUGUAGAAUUUGCACCAAAUUAUGAUAUUUGUUAUUUUAUUCCUGGUAUUUAUUUUACAAUUAUAGCUUAUUAUUCACUUAUAGUCAAAGCAAUUCUUGUUCCUUUACUCAUGUUAGUUUUUGGUUUGUGGACAUUUAAGAAUAUCCGAACUAUGCAUCAUGUUAGAGUUGUUCCUAUCAUACAAACAAUUAAAACAUCAGCUGUUAGAAACACCCAUACGCUUCCUUUAAGAGAUCGUCAAUUCAUUCGAAUUCUUAGUAUUGAUACAACCAUCUAUAUCGUCUGCAGCAUUCCAUUAACAAUUACUGUUAUGUAUCAACAAGCGACUCAGUAUGAAACAAAGAGUAUUGCUCAAAGUCAAAUUGAAACUUUUGUUACAUUCUUUAAUACCAUUAUUGGUUUCAUUCCAUAUUGUAUUAGUUGUUACACAAAUUUACUUGGGUCAAAAACAUUUCGACAUGAAUUUAAAGAUUUAUUUAUGCGUAGAUAA
This is a messenger RNA of Adineta steineri, 975 nucleotides long. The record is from the annotation of a GenBank genome assembly. Lineage: Eukaryota; Metazoa; Rotifera; Eurotatoria; Adinetida; Adinetidae.